AUGAGAGAAAUCUUGCACAUUCAAGCUGGGCAAUGUGGAAACCAAAUUGGAGGCAAAUUCUGGGAGGUUAUGUGUGAUGAGCAUGGGAUUGAUCCCACUGGAAAAUACAAUGGAAAUUCUCACCUUCAGCUUGAGAGGGUGAAUGUGUACUACAAUGAAGCAAAUGGUGGCAGAUAUGUGCCUAGAGCAGUCUUGAUGGAUCUUGAGCCAGGGACCAUGGACAGCUUAAGAACAGGUCCUUAUGGGCAAAUUUUCAGGCCUGAUAACUUUGUGUUUGGCCAAAAUGGAGCAGGAAACAACUGGGCUAAAGGGCAUUACACAGAAGGAGCUGAGUUGAUUGAUUCUGUUCUUGAUGUGGUUAGAAAAGAGGCAGAGAAUUGCGAUUGUUUGCAAGGGUUCCAGAUUUGCCAUUCACUGGGAGGUGGAACAGGGUCUGGGAUGGGGACCCUACUGAUAUCAAAGAUCAGGGAGGAGUAUCCAGAUAGAAUGAUGAUGACUUUCUCAGUCUUCCCUUCACCAAAAGUUUCUGACACUGUGGUUGAACCCUACAAUGCCACCCUAUCUGUUCACCAAUUGGUGGAAAAUGCAGAUGAGUGUAUGGUCCUUGACAAUGAAGCCCUCUAUGAUAUCUGCUUCAGAACUCUCAAGCUCACAAAUCCAAGCUUUGGUGAUCUGAACCAUUUGAUCUCCACAACCAUGAGUGGAGUCACAUGCUGCCUCCGAUUCCCGGGCCAACUCAACUCCGACCUCCGAAAGCUAGCCGUGAACCUCAUCCCCUUCCCCCGCCUCCACUUCUUCAUGGUCGGUUUCGCGCCCUUAACCUCUCGGGGCUCCCAAUACUAUAGGGCCCUCACAAUACCAGAGCUCACACAGCAAAUGUGGGACGCCAAGAACAUGAUGUGCGCCGCCGACCCUCGCCACGGCCGCUACCUCACAGCAUCCGCCGUCUUCCGCGGCAAAAUGAGCACAAAAGAAGUGGAUGAGCAAAUGAUCAAUAUACAAAACAAAAACUCCUCCUUCUUUGUCGAGUGGAUCCCAAACAAUGUGAAAUCAAGUGUUUGUGACAUUCCACCAACUGGGUUGGCCAUGUCCUCCACAUUCAUGGGAAACUCAACCUCGAUCCAGGAGAUGUUUCGCCGUGUUUCGGAGCAAUUCACGGUCAUGUUUAGGAGGAAGGCCUUCUUGCAUUGGUACACAGGGGAAGGCAUGGAUGAGAUGGAGUUCACUGAGGCAGAGAGCAACAUGAAUGACUUGGUUUCUGAGUACCAGCAGUACCAGGAUGCUGUGGCGCAGGAUGAGGGAGAUGAGUAUGAGGAGGAAGAGGUGGAGAUUGAGAUGGAGGGGUCAGGAAAAAAAAAAACUGAAAUUUUUUGGGGAUGCUUGGCGAGGAAGAAAUUUGAAUUGAAUUAUGUAUUGGGCUCCAUAAUUUGUGCUUGUGCUUGA
Prunus armeniaca (apricot) is the source of this 1443-nucleotide messenger RNA. NCBI's taxonomy places the organism in Eukaryota, Viridiplantae, Streptophyta, Magnoliopsida, Rosales, Rosaceae. The record is from the annotation of a GenBank genome assembly.